Messenger RNA from Notolabrus celidotus (New Zealand spotty), 1264 nucleotides. RefSeq names its product anaphase promoting complex subunit 10 (gene anapc10). Gene Ontology annotation, cellular component: anaphase-promoting complex. The record is from RefSeq and is a predicted model, not a curated record. Gene Ontology annotation, biological process: protein K11-linked ubiquitination; anaphase-promoting complex-dependent catabolic process. The transcript is spliced from 6 exons. Bases 379 to 939 code for a protein of 186 amino acids. Lineage: Eukaryota; Metazoa; Chordata; Actinopteri; Labriformes; Labridae.
GAAACACCGCCGCUUUAAAGACCCUUACACCCCAAAAACAGACCCAACAUUCGGCCUGCUGAGGUCCACACUCACCCCUGCUCGGCUCCGGGUCCUUAGCCUCAGAGGAACCAGCCGGGAAACGACCUUUAAAGGCGAAUAACUCCGAGAGAAACUUGGUUUUUCCAGCAACGUGUUCCUGAAGCCGGCUGGAAAGAUGGCGGGAGAGACGUCAUCAAGAGUAGACAAGUUCACCUGACGUCAUAUAGAGGCGACGCGACGCGACGCUAAAAGUGGGAGAUUCGAAGUGACUACAGCAAAACAAAGCGGAUUUAAAGCCUUAAAGAUCCUCUUGAUGAUCAGAAACAACACAUCAGAGACUCUGACAGACAUCUUUAGAUGGCCACACCAAGUAAGACCCCGCCAGGCGCCGACCCGAAGCAGUUGGAGCGGACUGGGACGGUUCGGGAGAUUGGCUCCCAAGCGGUGUGGUCCCUCUCUUCGUGUAAACCAGGUUUCGGGGUGGAUCAGCUGAGGGAUGAUAACCUGGAGACGUACUGGCAGUCAGACGGGUCUCAGCCUCAUUUAGUCAACAUUCAGUUCAGGAGGAGAACGACGGUCAAAAUGUUGUGUAUUUACGCCGAUUAUAAAUCAGACGAGAGCUACACGCCCAGUAAGAUCUCGGUCAGAGUGGGCAACAACUUCCACAACCUGCAGGAGAUCCGGCAGUUAGAGAUGGUGGAGCCCAGCGGAUGGAUUCACAUCUCUCUCUUGAAUCAGCGCACAAACGAGCCGAUCAGCACCUUCAUGAUCCAGAUCGCCGUCCUCGCGAACCAUCAGAACGGCCGGGACACGCACAUGCGACAGAUCAAAGUCUACACGCCCGUGGAGGAGAGCUCCAUCGGGAAGUUCCCACGAUGCACCACGGUGGACUUCAUGAUGUACCGCACCAUCAGGUGAUCUGGACUGACGUGUGACAGCGGGAUCAUAAGAAAAAAGCUACAGACUGAUCCGACACCUGGAGCUGCUGGUGCUCAUCUUUAAAUGUGCCGUUUUUAAAAUCAAGCUCCCGACGUUAAUCCUGAGGUAUGAAGCGGGACACCAGAUGUUAACAGGAUCCUCAAACAGACCUCUCCACAGACCGGAUCCGGCUCCACACGGCCGACACGUUAGAGUCUGGUUUAAAAGCCAAACUAAGAUGAAAACCUUCAACUGUUGUGCCUACAGACUGUCUCCUGUUUUAGAUUUGUUACUGAACGUUGAAUUAAAUAUGUUUCAAAGCAAA